Molecule: messenger RNA, 1545 nt
Organism: Oncorhynchus mykiss (rainbow trout)
Lineage: Eukaryota; Metazoa; Chordata; Actinopteri; Salmoniformes; Salmonidae
Source: RefSeq, a predicted model, not a curated record
GGACAGGGUAGGGCCUUUGCUACUGUAUUUCAACUUUCAGAUGUAGCCUACCUACAUUCAAACCACUCUAAAUGACUGCUUAUGAUCACAUGUUCUUGUAUAAUUGGGUAAAUUGUUGUAGAAAAUGAAAAAGUUUGCAUACUGUGCAUUUCAUAUUUUCCACCAGGACUACAGCCUCUGCUAUUUAUUAAAGCCUGCUUUUCUGCAUCUAGUCCAUGAUGGCAUCCCCAAGGCUGGAGACGUUCUGCUGCCCAAACAGAGACGCAUCGACUGAAUUUGUCAUUACUUUUCAGCCCCUCUUCUUUAGCGCCAUUUGCAUUGGUAGCGCAGGUUUAAGUUUGGUAUUUUCUAUAUUACAACUUUUGCCCAAACGUAGGGGUUACAGACGCCUUGGACAGUACCCUCUUCCCAAGCCAGCGUCUUCGUCGAGAAUAUUGUUUAUCAUCAGCAUAUGUGAUAUUCUGGGAUGUACAGGUAUCAUAGUGAGGUCAUCCAUCUGGCUAGGCCUGCCCAACCUUGUCAGAGGGAUCAACGUGGCCAACAACAGCGACGUGUGGCCAGAGGUGUUCUGCGUCGGCAGUGCAAUGUGGAUCCAGCUGUUCUUCAGUGCAUCCUUCUGGUGGACCUUCUGUUACGCUGUGGAUGUCUUCCUUGUGGUCAAAAGAUCUGCAGGAAUCAGUACCAUCAUCCUGUAUCACAUGAUCACAUGGGGUCUGGCCGUGUUGCUGUGUGUGGAGGGUGUGGCCAUGCUCUACUACCCAUCCAUCUCCAGCUGUGAGAAUGGCCUGCAGCAUGCCAUUCCUCACUACAUCACUACCUACGCUCCUCUACUGCUGGUGCUUAUAGUCAACCCUACGCUGUUCGCCAGGACUGUGUCUGCAGUGACAUCAUUAUUGAAGGGACGACAAGGGAUCUACACAGAAAACGAGAGACGCCUGGGAACAGAGAUAAAAAUACGCUUCUUCAAAAUCAUGCUGGUCUUCUUUAUUUGCUGGCUUCCCAACAUCAUCAAUGAAAGCCUGCUGUUUUACCUGGAGAUGCAGACAGAUAUAAAAGCUGGUGACUUGAAGAAUAUACGAAACGCAGCCCUCAUCACAUGGUUUAUCAUGGGCAUCUUGAACCCCAUGUCAGGCUUCCUCAACACGUUGGCCUUCCAUGGCUGGACGGGCUUCAAAGUGGACUGCAGCCUGCAGAGGAGGAGGGAGCUGGCCUGGGACUCAGCCUCCACCUCGGCGGCUAACGUGGGGGGCUACAACCCCAUCGUGGGCUCCACCCUGCUCUACCAGAGCCAUGUCCAGGAGGCCAAGAACAUGACAGGCAAGAACAUGACAGGCAACGGGCAGCCGGCCUCCGACGCCAUCAGCGUCCUAUCAGAAGGUUCAGAGUCUAGUACAAUUGAAAUCCACAUUUCCACUGAGCACCGAGACUAUGAGGAGAUAGACGCAGAUGGAGAAUCGUUGGGGAGCUCUGCAAGGCACUAGCUGGAGCCACCUGCAAAACCUGCUGCCAGCCUUCACUCUCUGCACCCCCCCCCCCCCCCCCCCC